Molecule: messenger RNA, 648 nt
Organism: Rodentolepis nana
Lineage: Eukaryota; Metazoa; Platyhelminthes; Cestoda; Cyclophyllidea; Hymenolepididae
Source: the annotation of a GenBank genome assembly
AUGCAAAAGGCAAAUGAGAGACGUUUUGUUCCAGUGGAGUUAAAUCAGCUGCAUUGGGAUUUGCCCGACCGCUACACGUCAGUAAUGGUUGUUGGUCACGGCGCUUAUGGCACAGUGAGUUCGGCAGUAGAUCAAUAUUUGAAGAGACCAGUUGCAAUCAAGAAGUUGGACAGGCCCUUCGAAAACCCCGAAUUCGCAAAGCGCACCUAUCGAGAGUUGGCCAUCUUAUCUCAGAUGGAUCAUGAAAAUGUUAUAUGCUUGAUAGAUGCCUUUACACCGCAAACCACUUUUGAAACUUUUCAAGAUGUCUACCUCGUCACGCCUUUGAUGGACGCUGACUUGAGCGCAAUCAUCUCCCAGCAAGUACUUGCUGAUGAUCAGAUUUGCUUCCUUGUCUAUCAAAUGCUUCGUGCUCUCAAGUACAUGCACGGAGCACAUAUAAUCCACCGAGAUCUCAAGCCAUCGAACAUUGCAGUGAACUCGGAUGUGGACUUGCGGAUAAUCGAUUUCGGACUGGCACGCCAGAAGAACAGUCAAAUGACAGGUUAUGUAGCCACUCGCUGGUACCGCGCUCCCGAAGUAAUGCUCGACUGGAUGCAUUACAAUGACUCUGGUAGGUGUUUCAUUUACUUUGCAUUCCGCCAAUAA